Patiria miniata (bat star) is the source of this 2045-nucleotide messenger RNA. Its product is annotated as REST corepressor 3-like. Gene Ontology annotation, molecular function: transcription corepressor activity; sequence-specific DNA binding. Gene Ontology annotation, cellular component: histone deacetylase complex; transcription regulator complex. The record is from RefSeq and is a predicted model, not a curated record. NCBI's taxonomy places the organism in Eukaryota, Metazoa, Echinodermata, Asteroidea, Valvatida, Asterinidae. Gene Ontology annotation, biological process: negative regulation of DNA-templated transcription; regulation of transcription by RNA polymerase II.
GCCGGUUGAGAUUAGCGCGGAUGCACAAAAAGCCAAAAGGACACGGAGAGCAAGGUCGUCUUUGUUCGGUGAAAGGUUUUGGGAUACCUGGACCGAAUUCCUCCAUUAUUUCUUGAAAAUCCUCAAAGAUCGUGCAAUCAUACGAACUACAAAUAUGGUUGUGAUGGAAAGAAACGGGAAUUCGGACUCAAAUCAUCGGACGAAUGGGGCGAGUUCUGGUGGCGGUAGUUCGAACAACAGCAACCAUUCAGAGGAUAGUUCAAGCAGUUCCGAGGAUGAACAUGAGCCAGGCAUGCGAGUUGGUGCAGACUACCAGGCAGAGAUACCUGAGAUAAUAAGUGAUGUUCCAGCUGUUCGUCGGGGUGACAGCAGACAAGAGGCAUUGUUGGUCUGGCUGCCUGAUGGAGAAGUAUCCGACACAAAGUUGGAUGAGUACAUCCUGUUAGCCAAGGAGCGUUAUGGCUACAACACGGAGCAGGCCCUGGGGAUGCUGUUUUGGCACAAACACAACGUGGACAAGUCCCUGGCCGACCUGCCUAACUUUACCCCCUUCCCUGACGAGUGGUCCGUGGAGGACAAGGUGCUGUUUGAGCAGGCCUUCAGCUUCCACGGAAAAAGCUUCCACAGGAUCAGACAAAUGCUGCCGGAUAAGUCUAUCAGCUGCCUUGUGAAAUAUUAUUACCAGUGGAAGAAGACGAGGACUAGUACAAGUCUAAUGGAUAGGCAAGCAAGGAAGCUUGCUGGAGGACACAAAGAGAAUGAGAGUGAGGCCUCAGAGAUGGAAGAGAAACCCGAAGAGAAACGGGACGAGACGUUCGAUCCCGAAAAAGAACCCAAGACUCCACAGGUAGAAGGAGUCGUCAAAAGCAUCUGUUCCAACUGUAAUAGCACUGUCAGCCAGCUGCACACCACGCCAAAGGGUUUACUCUGCAAUGCUUGCUACAGCUUCUGGAGACGGACCGGUGUCAUGCGUACCCACGUGGGCCCUGUCCGCAAUGAGACCACCAGUCAUCGCCAUCACCCCUUCAGGACCAAAAAGAAACCCCCCAAAGGGAUGUACUUGGAUCCCGACGACCUGAUGGCUGUCACCACCAGCCAGGGAGAAGCCAUCUUUAAGGCUCUGGAUGCUGAGAUUAUUAACCUCAAGAGACAGAUCCAACUGAACAAGCAAUUCCUAGGACAGCAGAGGAGCAAGCUGUUUGAUCUGAAUGAAUACCGACAGACAGAGUCUGUUCCACGUAACAAUUCCCGCUGGACCAGUGAAGAACAGCUCAUUGCUGUACAAGCAAUCAGAAAGUAUGGUCGCGACUACCAGGCCAUCGCUGAUGUCGUUGGCAACAAGAAUGCGGCACAGUGCCGCAGCUUCAUGGUGAACUUCCGCCGUCGUUUUGACUUGGACAAGGUGUUGGAGGAGUGGGAGGCAGACAACAGUGCACAGCUCAAGGAGUUCAAGAACAAAGAGGAAGCGGAGCAACAGACAGACAUCGGCCCAUCAGUAGCCACCUCAACCACACAGACAGUGAGUGCUAUGAACAAUGCACCCCCUCCUCUACUCAGACCGGCGGGUCAAUCCCCUGCAAUUAGACCACCCCCACUACAGGCUCAGCAAAGGUUUGUUCCUCCUCGAGUCUCCCUGCUGCAGCCACCGCUGAUUCGGCCCAGUGUCGCCCCUCCUGCUGGUCCUUUAGCACGCAGCAGACCCCCCAUGAUGGGACCGCUCUCGGGACCCCCGCCCCAGCUGGUCGGGAGCCAGGCCGAGCCUACUUCGCAAUAAACCCCAUUUGAGAAAACUGCCAUUGAUCCUCUCUCAAAAGCAAUUACUAGAGUUGUAAUCAAGUCCUCAUCAGUCCAUCGCAAAUGGCUAAUAUGAGUCUUUCUAUAAAUUUAGGGUCCCAAGUGUGAUUUUUUUCCUGUUCCUGUUACCUUGGUACUUUGUACUUUGCCAUCCGAGUAUCAUUAAGGAUGACUUCAAAUGAUUUAUUGGGUAGGUAGUUUGCUAUUCAUAAUCACUCUUGGAGGACGACUGCAUUAAGGAGUGCAUCAGA